UUCACUUAUGGACGGAUUCCUCCUGAAAACAUUGCCCAGACCAAAACCAGAAAAAUGAUCGUAAGUCUUUUGGGCACGGGUUGGCCUACCUCGAAUCGGAAUUCCGCGCCCAGGAAGGGCGACAAAAUUCUACGAAGCAUCCCAUUUUUUUCGUACUGUAUUUAUCACCAUCUGCAACGGAUAUCACCGAAAACAAGAUUCGCAGUUGGUCCACUUCGGACGCGGAGUUGACCACGUAUCUGACAUAAAUUUUCUUCUAUUUUUACAUCAUCUCGAGAGAUCUGCCGCUGCUGCUGGCGGACGAAGUCAACCGGAUAUUGCUGGAUCUGCAGAUGCUAGGCGAAGAAGGACUUCCGGAACAUGUGUUUACCCGGUCGACGAAGUGUUCUCCAAGGUCAACAAGCUGUGCAGUUGCACGAAAUUCGUCGGCAACGACUGCUCAGCGCCUGAACAGGACAAAAACAAACACCGGUUGAUAAUCCAACGGCGCAACAUCUAUUUCUGCAGCAGUUGCUUAAUCGCAAGGAGCUCUCCGACUCGACGUCCGCCCCGAUUUAUACAACCCAGUCUUCGACGGCACCCCUGCUUCUUACAAACCAGACAACCGGAGCAGAACUCCAGGAUCAAGUGGAUCGAUUAUGAAUUGCUGGUAUGAUCCGUGACGUGGCGGAAGCAUACGAGCCAACGUGAGCCGCAACUCGGACUUUUCAGACAUUAGUUCAAUGAUUCGGUACUCGACGAACUCGUUGGCCUCGCUGGUAAACGCGACCCGUAACAGGAGUACUACCGACUCGUACGGACAUCUGUGGGCUAGUGCGCUGGGACCGGCGCUUGGAGUUCACGUUACCAUGCCUUCUUGCCGGGUCUACCCGCACAUCAACCGCCUACAGCCAGCAUGUUCUCUUAGCACCAUCCGCAACAUCCGGAUAAUUUUUGACCAAGUAGCAGCAAAUCAUCGAUAUCUCUAGCCAGAAGUAGGAACAGCCAACCUCCUCGUCCAACCAGUGACACGACAAGAAGCGGACAGCGCAAGCAAUGCUCAGCAGACAAGUCCUGCGAUCGCUACCUUCGAAAAGCCGUACACCGCGUCCGACCGGCCAAAACACCAGACCCGCACCUACAGCAAUGAGAAGCACUAUCAAGCGCUACACCGAUCCGACUUCGCUGGGCAAGCACGUCAAGGCGGUGCACGGGCCGAACUUUUACGCGAACAAGAAGCAAAAGGGCUACGGGUACCAGCACGACGAAGAAGGCUCAAACCCCAUGUUAGACGGAAGCCGUCGGUCGGAGGACAUGCAUGGCAUGGCAAACAAUGGCAAGACAACGAGCAUGAGCAGUCCAAGCAUCAAGGCGGAGUCGGACGCACACUCGACGGGCGCUUACUGCUAGGCUGGUGGACGAUUACGACGGCGCAGCAUGCAGCUGGGCAGUCUCGGAGCUAUUGAUGAUCCGGCUUGGCCGUACGUGGACGAGAAUUUGCAGGUGAGUUUGAAAGUUGAUCUAGUGACGUAUUUAGCUUGUCUAACUUAUGGUCUCUUCAAUUUCAGGUCGCCGAUCUGCCACACGUCCUGCGGAAUAUGGUUGACCUCGGCGGUCCGGCCGCAGGAGGUUCUCGGAAUCGCUUCAAGAAUCGCAUCAACAAUAAUGGUUCUCUGAUGCGUCCAACAUCCCGGAGAUCAACAACCAACGCCACUUUGGGCUCGUCGGGUUUGACCGGCAAAUAACCGAUCUCAAAAUGGAACCGGGCACGACUCCGCCUUUGCCCAUCGCCAAGAACAACUGCCAGACGACAGAUUUGAUAGGUUUGCGAACUCCGCCGCCGACGUGUGUACAGAGCUCGAUCUCGACUAUGCGCCCAAGCAGCAACUACAAUUCGUCGUCCUACGAUUCGAUGUCACCGAGAAGCUCACGGCGGUCCAGUGUACGGGAAUGAAUGGAGGUCAGAGUUUGCUGCUACAAUCCUCGCAUCUGAUCUCAACGAAUUUGCAGCGUUUUAACCAGAGCAACAGCAGCAGAUGCAUGGCCAGGUAGACUGAAGGUUUUCGGAGCCGGUCAGACGGGAAUCUCAAGACCAGUACCGUUACGUCGAGUUGCCCAGAAAGUACCCUCAACACCAGCCAGCAAGUAAUACCCCAACCAGGAAGUCGUGUUGGACGAGGACGAAGAGGGUGAAAUGACCGAGAACAACAAAGGCCACGUGACAAAACCGCUUCCUCGCCCCAGUCCUCGAAGGACGCAAUCGGUACAUAGGUGAACAUUACCUCGGCGGCUAGAACAACUUCCAGCAGCACCGCUAAGUCCUUCUCCUGCUCCUUCAGAUCACGGUAACAGAACAGGCCGGAUCUGCAGAUGAAAUAUGUAUAAAUAUAUUGUAUUUUCUAAAACAUACUUUUAUAAAUAAAGACUUCGUUGUUGAUUUAUUUUCACUUAAAUUUAAUUCAAACCGGAUUCCAAAAGAAAAACCAAGAGCGCCUGAGAAUAGGCAACCUCCACAGCACCUG
Messenger RNA from Culex pipiens pallens (northern house mosquito), 2501 nucleotides. RefSeq names its product protein cubitus interruptus-like. The coding region runs from base 1036 to 1389 and encodes 117 amino acids. Gene Ontology annotation, molecular function: RNA polymerase II cis-regulatory region sequence-specific DNA binding; DNA-binding transcription factor activity, RNA polymerase II-specific. NCBI's taxonomy places the organism in Eukaryota, Metazoa, Arthropoda, Insecta, Diptera, Culicidae. Gene Ontology annotation, cellular component: nucleus. The record is from RefSeq and is a predicted model, not a curated record. The transcript has 3 exons. Gene Ontology annotation, biological process: regulation of transcription by RNA polymerase II.